AUGCCCCCGCCGAAUGAGACGAACCCGCCGACUGAGCCAAGAACCAAGCAGGGGUUCGCUGACCUCCUCACGGAACUCGCAGACCUCUAUGGUGUAGAGGGGAUGCGCACACGGCUUAUUGACCCACGAUACCUUUUGAUGAAGGAACGACAAGCCAAAGCUUGGAGGGUCGCCUCACAAAAGAUCGCGUCCCACGAUGCCCCCGCUCAACUUACCGAGGACAGCCCAAGGUUGUUUGAGAGGGUGAAAGGGCUUGAAGACAUCAAAGCUGAUCCUUGUGUGUCCCACGGCGUUGGAGUUCAAGUUGGCACCCCCCGAAAUGUUGGCACCCCCGACCCCCCCGGUCGUCAUCCCCGCCGCGCGGAGGAGCGCGGGGUUGCCCCCGCUGAACUCACCGAGGACACGCUCAGACCGUAUGAAAGUGUGCUUGUAAAUGCCCGUAACGAAAAGCCAAGAUUCAUCAGAACUGAACAUUUAGAGAGACCAGGGAACUUGAGCGAUGCCAAUUACAGCGACGAGUUCAAGCAGGAGAUAAGGGUUUGGUUUGAGACGUUACGAGUGCGAGACUGUAGGAACCCACUCCGUAUUCCAUAUGAAUUGAAAGAAAGGGGUUUACAACACGGAAUCGGGUUUUCUACCUCGGUAUUCUUGUGGAGAGGCGAGCGUCUUAAGCUUGAUGAUGUGGAUGUUUUAUGGUCGGACUUGGAGGCUGGUCGCUGGGACGGCUUCGAUGCUUACAAAAACGACCAAGAAGGUUUCUUAAAAAAACUCUCAAAUCACAAGCCAGCCAUAGAUGAAUACUAUGACGCGAUAGUGUUUGAGGGUCGGAUAUUCAUUCCCGACACGCGUAAGCCUCGUCCAUACACUUCAGCAUCCAGUAUGGAUUGGGAUGCUCGCCAUUUUAUCAGGGACUACGGAGCAGAGGACGGUGUAGGAAUAGGUUCUUCCCAAUUGAAGUUUCGGGGAGAUCCCGAUACUGACAGAUACUGGUGUAAGUUUAGAGGAAAGUGUGACUACAUUAGGGAGAAUAUCAUAUACCCUAUUAUUCGUCACCUUGGUUUCAAAGCUACUGAUGCCGAUGAUGAACGCGAUGCGAAGAGGACAGAUGUGGAGACGAAUAAAAGAGCGAAACCAAGAGAGUUGGAGGAGUCAAGUAAGAAGCCCAGACGUAAUAAAUAA
This is a messenger RNA of Micromonas pusilla CCMP1545, 1179 nucleotides long. RefSeq lists its product as uncharacterized. The record is from RefSeq and is a predicted model, not a curated record. The coding region runs from base 1 to 1179 and encodes 392 amino acids. Lineage: Eukaryota; Viridiplantae; Chlorophyta; Mamiellophyceae; Mamiellales; Mamiellaceae. The transcript has 2 exons.